Molecule: messenger RNA, 4075 nt
Organism: Canis lupus familiaris (dog)
Lineage: Eukaryota; Metazoa; Chordata; Mammalia; Carnivora; Canidae
Gene: DACT3
Product: dishevelled binding antagonist of beta catenin 3
Biological process (GO): negative regulation of canonical Wnt signaling pathway
Cellular component (GO): cytoplasm
Source: RefSeq, a predicted model, not a curated record
AAGUUCUCACAUGAUCUUCUGUGAGCCCUGGCUUGUAGGGAGUCAAGAUCUGUCUGAGAAAUGGGUAUGAAUGUCGGAGCUAGAUCUUGAAGGUUGUAGGGACACACACUCGGCGUAGUGACACGGGCUGGCCACCUGAGGGGGCGCCAGCCCGGCUUGCGGAGCCAGGGGAGCCAGAAGGGAACCUUGGAAACCAAAGUCAGGCUCAGACUCUUAGGACCACAGAACGUUGAGAACAGAGCAUCUUAGAACGCUGAGAACAAAGCCUCUUAGAACGUCGAACAAAGGCUCCUGGAAUCGUCGAAUGAUGGACGCUAUGCCCCACACGAUCUGGGAGACAAAAGACGCUUAGAUUCUGUUUUGGUCGAAUCGGAGAAUCUUCAACCCAGGAAGGUCUCAUAAUUCCAGAAUUUGGGAUAUAACCGAUCUCCGACUCUUAGAAGCAAGACUGGCUGCAGAAUUUGUGAAGCCUGGUGCAAAAUGAAUAUGCGAGGCCCCUUGUUCAAAAAAAUAAGAAUUUCAAGACGGUGACAGAAGAAUAUUAAACCAGGCGCGGGGCCCUCCUAAGCUGGUCACAUGCCGGUGAAGCCGGUCCCGUUUAGAAGCAUUUUUUUAGGGGAGGAUGUCGGUCUCAGCUGGCCUCUAGUUUUACAGCGGAGUGUCUGGGAAGGCUUCGUGGAAGAGGAGGCAAAAUCAGGGCUCGACUCAAUAACCCGUUCCGCCCCCUGCUCAGCCUCAGCGGCUUAGCGUCGCUAGGGGUGGGGGGAGAGGAAAGGCUGCCAACCUGUCACGUGGACCCAUUCUCUAUUUAUAGAUCACCCCUGCCCCUUUCGCCGGACAGUCCAAUGGUAGCCGGAGCUCGCCCGCAAGGGGGCGGAACCAGCCGCGGGACCGGCGGGGCGCGAACCAAUGACAUUGGAGCAAGGGCGGACUUGUUUCAUUGUGACGCGAGAGGGGGCGUGACUAGGCCCCAAAGGCAGGCAAGCGGUGGGGCGUGGCGAGGCCGCCCCAAGCGGAGCGAGUAGGAAGCUGCGAGCAUGCGUCGCGCUGGGGGGCGCGGAUGCACCGCCGGGCAUCUUCGUCAGGGAGGUAGCAGCCAAUAGGCGACGGUUGCUCUGUCGCCGGGGGCGUGGCCAUGCAGAUAAGGCGCGGGUGGGCGGCCCAAUGGGCGGGCGCCUAUGCAGAUGAGACGGUGACAGCCGGGCCAGCGGGCGGGCAGGCGGGCUGUUGGGGCGGGGAGGUGGGACCCGGAGAGGGGUGGCCGUGGGGCCCGGCCGGGCUGGGGUGGGGGGCCGCAGCCAUGAUCCGGGCCUUCUCGUUCCCGGUGAGCCCCGAGCGGGGCCGGCUGCGGGGCUGGCUGGAGGGCAGCCUGGCCGGGCUCUGCGAGUUGCACUGGCUCCGGGAGAGGCAGGAGUACCGCGUGCAGCAGGCGCUGCGGCUGGCCCAGCCCGGAAUGGGGGGCGCCGAGGCCGAGGACGAGGAGGACGCCGAGGAGGACGAAGAUGCGGCGGCGGCGCGCCGGGCCGCAGCGGCCCUGGAGGAGCAGCUGGAGGCCUUGCCCGGGCUCAUCUGGGACCUGGGCCAGCAGCUUGGAGACCUGAGCCUGGAGUCUGGGGGACUGGAACAGGAGAGCGGGCGCAGCUCAGGCUUCUAUGAAGACCCCAGCUCCACAGGAGGUCCAGACUCACCACCCUCAACCUUCUGUGGGGACAGUGGCUUCUCUGGAUCUGGCUCCUAUGGACGCCUGGGUCCCUCUGAACCCCGGGGCAUCUAUGCCAGCGAGAGGCCCAAGUCCCUAGGAGACGCCAGCCCCAGCGCUCCGGAGGCGGUGAGCGCUCGGGCCGCCGUGCCGCGAUCGUACUCGGCGCCCUACCCGACGGCAGCGGGCUCCGCGGGCCCCGAGGCCUGCUCCUCCGCGGAGCGGCGGGCCCGCGCGGGGCCCUUCCUGACGCCCAGCCCCCUGCACGCCGUGGCGCUGCGCAGCCCGCGGCCCUGCGCCCGGCCCCCGGCGGACUCUCCGGACCCGUCGGGCGCGGGGCGGCCCCUGGACGGCUACAUCUCGGCGCUCCUGCGCAGGCGCCGCCGCCGGGGGGCGGGCCAGCCCCGGACCAGUCCCGGGGGCGCGGACGGGGGCCCGCGGCGCCAGAACAGCGUGCGCCAGAGGCCGCCCGACGUGUCCCCGCCCCCCGGAGGCGCGCGGCCCGCGCCCGAGCCCCCGGUGGAGCGCGCGGGGGGCCGCCCCGCCAGCCCGGCCGCCCUGGGCCGCGGCUGGGCCCCGCCGUGGGAGUCGGAGCCGGCGCCCGAGCCCGCCGCGCCGCCCGCCGCUCCGUCGCCCCCCGACAGCCCGGCCGAGGGUCGCCUGGUGAAGGCGCAGUACAUCCCGGGCGCGCAGGCCGCCACCCGCGGCCUCCCCGGGCGCGCGGCGCGCCGCAAAGCGCCGCCACUGACCCGCGGCCGCAGCGUGGAGCAGUCCCCGCCCCGGGAGCGUCCCCGGGCCGCCGGCCGCCGCGGACGCGUGACGGAGGCCUCCGGCCGCAGGGGCUCGCCCAGGGCGCGCAAGGCCGCGCGCUCUCAGUCCGAGACCAGUCUGCUGGGCCGCGCGGCCGCGGCGCCCCCGGGGCCCCCCAAGUACCCCACGGCCGAACGGGAAGAGCCCCGGCCGCCGAGGCCCCGCCGCGGCCCCGCGCCCACGCUCGCGGCUCAGGCCGCGGGGUCCUGCCGCCGCUGGCGCUCCACGGCCGAGAUCGACGCGGCGGACGGGCGCCGCGGCCGGCCCCGAGCCCCCGCGGCCCGCGGCCCGGGGCCCGGCCCGUCGCCGUCAGCCCCUCCGCGCCGCCUCCUCUACGGCUGCGCGGGCAGCGACUCCGAGUGCUCCGCGGGGCGCGUGGGGCCCCUGGGACGCCGGGGGCCCGCGGGCGGCGUUGGCGGCGGCUACGGGGAGAGCGAGUCGAGCGCCAGCGAGGGGGAGUCGCCGGCCUUCAGCUCCGCGUCCAGCGACUCGGACGGCAGCGGUGGCCUGGUGUGGCCGCAACAGCUGGUGGCGGCCACCGCCGCCUCCGGGCCCGGGGGUGGCGCAGGUGGAGGGGCGCCCGCGGGCCCCGCCAAAGUCUUCGUGAAGAUCAAGGCUUCUCACGCACUCAAGAAAAAGAUACUGCGUUUCCGUUCGGGUUCUCUUAAGGUCAUGACUACGGUGUGAGUUUGGGAAUUGCUUGGGCUCCGCCUUCAUGGCCUCUGCACCACCACGCUCCCAGUCACUGGCCCUUCCAUACCUCCCUUCCAAAGACCACCAUCUUCUCUGCUUCCAAAGACCCUUCCUCACUGCCCCCCAUCCACUGCAGUCUUGGUUGAAAAGGCUCCCCCUCCACCAUAGGGAGGAAUGGGGGAGGAGCCCUGUUUGACACAGUCAGCUGCUGGCUCUGCAGCCCUUGGGCAAGAAAGUUCCCUUUGUCUGGGCCUCACUUUCCUCAUCUGUACAAUGGGUGUACUAUGGUAUGCAGAAGGGGCAAUUCAGUUUGAAUUUCCCCGUUUUAGUUUAGACGCUUAGUCCGUUUGUUCCCGUUCACUUCUGUCACUGAACCCUCUUAUUCCUCCUUUCCAUGCCCAGAUGCGGUGUCUCCCCCCAACCCCCCAUUCACAAAGUGCCCCCGUCCACGUCCCUGGAUUCUUGGGAUAUCCCCUUGGCACCAUGGUCAGAGACUCCGUGUCUGACCCGGGUGGUGCCUGCAGAGUGCCCUGGAAAAGGAAGGAGCACUGACUUUGGGGUUUUGAGGGUCAAUUAGGAGGUGGUAACACCUGGAAAGAAAGACUCUUUCACCUCUAUCCCUGGACAGUUGUAGGGGAUUAGGAGGUAAGAGAGGGGAAGGAAGAUGGCUUCUAUCUCGGUGCCCCCCCUUUCUCCCCUGCUGAGAGGGAGUGGGGGAGCCCAGGAAGACCCUCAGCUGUUCCAAUCCAGUAUUUUUUUUCUUUUUUAAAAUUACUGUAUUUAUUAUGACGAUGGUGACUCCCCAGUGCACAGGGGGGCCAGACUCUGUGUGUUUCUCUAACCUCUUUGUAAAUAAAUGCACAGUGUUACAUA